This is a messenger RNA of Cavia porcellus (domestic guinea pig), 6022 nucleotides long. RefSeq names its product PC-esterase domain containing 1B (gene Pced1b). Bases 4388 to 5725 code for a protein of 445 amino acids. NCBI's taxonomy places the organism in Eukaryota, Metazoa, Chordata, Mammalia, Rodentia, Caviidae. The transcript has 2 exons. The record is from RefSeq and is a predicted model, not a curated record.
CGCGGGGCCCGGAGGAGCCAGGUUGCGUCCGUGGGCUCGGGUUUCUCCAACGUGGAAACGGCUGUGGUGCCUGGGGUGUUACUAAGGGGGCCUGGUGUCUGCAGGCCCUGCCCCAGGCCCUUGAUGUGCAAGAUCCUUAAUCAUCUUAUUUUGGAUCGAAGGAGGCGAUCAGAAAACCGAGGCUCAGUUCUGUGAAAUCCAGCUGAAAUCCAGUUAGGCUUUUUGGCUCUUGGGUAUGAAAGCCAGGUUACCGCCUUCUGGCAUCUUUCAUACCUGUUGGAAGGAUAAUAAGCUAGCAAAUUGGAGUUUAUGGCUCAAAAUCGUAAUGCGAAAGUUUGCCGUGGACUGUUUGUGAUUGAAAUCAAAGUUUUUCAUCAUUUAAUUAUUUACUUUAUGGGGUUCCUUUAUAAAACAAGUUUGUUUUACAUUUUUAUUUUUUAAAGAAAAGUGCCGAGGGGCUGGGGAUUUAGCUCAGUAGCAUAAGGGCCUGCCUUGCAAGCGCUGUCAUGAGUUCGAUCACCCGUACCAAAAAAAAGAAAAAAGGCCCAUAGUUUGUUUGUUUGUUUGUUUGUUUUUUAAGUAGUAGCAUGUCAGGCAUUAUGAAUUUGCACUUCAUUCAUAAAGUAGCGCCUUCAUUUCUUCCUAUAGCCCACAGGAAGCAUUAAUGUUGUAGCGUGGGGAAGAGCAUGCUCCUUUAAGAGUUUUUCAGCUUGGUGAUUUUCAGAUUCUAGUGUUUGAAAUUCUUCCAAUGAUGUUUAUUGCAGAACAAUGACAAAUAUAAGAUUGUAACAUGCUGGGAUGAUAUAACUACAAAUUCAGUUUGUCCACCAGAGAUUCCUGCCUCUGUGAGGUAACCUGGUGAUUACAUAAGAGUCCAGUUUGAGGGAGUUCCUGUAGUUUUAAUUUUUCAUUUAUGUCUGUGCAUCUGUGUUUAUGGACUACCUAAUAACCAAGUUAGAAAUAUGCACCAUAAUGUGGGGUUUUAUGAUGCUUGGAGUAGGAGACCUGUGAUAGUCGUUGGGGAGAGAGAGAUUUGAAGAAUGAUAGCUGUCACUGUCUGCAAUAGACAUGGAUGUUUCUAAAUUUACUGAAUUAAUAGCUGCAGAGCUGAAGUCUAAGAGUUGAAGUGACUGGGAGUUGGGGACUGGAACUGAUCUUUCCAGUGGCUUACUGGCAACUGUUUCUCUAUUGCAUCACAUAACAUAGUAUUUCACAGUACUUUAUAAUUUUAUUUGCUCAUAAAACCACUUUUUAAAAUAGUAGACCUAUAUUUUCCCAGCUUUAGUGUUGCAUAGAGGAAUCUAAGUUAACUGACUAGCAUGAAAUCAAAAGAUGUAUCUGUGGAGAAGCCCCAGGCCAUAGGUCAUAAGUUUGAAUCAUUUAACUCCUUUUUUUUUCUUUUAAAACUAUGUAGCUGGACAAGAUGGCACAUGCCUAUAAUCCCAUCAUGUCAGAGGUUGAGGCAGGAUUUCCGUGAGUUCUAAGCCAGCCUUGGCUACAUAGCAAGACCCUGUCUCAAAACAACAACUUUAUAUGCCAUGUAAUUUAAUAUUUGACAAGUAUAACUUAGAAAACUACAUGCCAAGGCAUAGAUAAGUCAAAUAAGUGCAUUCAUGAAAAAUAAUUUUCUUGUCUGUACCCCUAAAAUUUAAGGGGACUUUGGAAAGUUCAAAGGAUAGGCUCAGUCCCUAAAAAUGAAGGAUGUGGACUGUGUAUAGUCCCAGUACAAUGUUGCAGUAAGGUAACUGAUCAUGUAUAAGAAAUUUUUAAGUGGAUUGCAAAUACUCCCUAUAAGUAAUCAAAACAGCAUCCUAAUUGUUAAUAACUUUCUGUGAUUUAAGACUUCUUUGCCAGGUCUCUGGAGAGACUGGUCUAUUUCAUUCUCAGUCCUCCACAAAAGAUAAACUCAUUUCUAUAAAGCAUUGAUUAAUGAAAGUAAAUGCCUGUCUGAUUUGUGAUGUUGUAAAACAACAGUCAACAAUUAUAAUUCAUUGCUUGUGAAGCUACUAAAAAAUCAGUUAUCCCCAAAUGGAGAAAUACAAGCAAGUUACUUGAAAGUAAUCUCUUGUAGCAGUAGUUGUUAUUAAUGCACGUUUCUAUUGCAGCUUUAGCCUAAGCCAAAAUUUUACUUUCAAAAACAAAACAAAACAAAACAAAACAAAGCCUGAAACCAUGGGCAGGCAUGAUAAUACAUGCCUGUAAUCCCAGCUCUUGGGAGGCUGAGGCAGAAGGAUCGCUGUAAAUUCAAGGCUAUCCUGCACUACAUAUCAAGACUCUUUCUCAAAAAAAUCCCCUCUACAAGAAAAAACAAAAACAUGGAACUAUGACUGGAGGUAGUAUUAUGAAACUUUUUUAAAAUCCUGCUUUGGUUUUUUGUUUGAGACAGGGUCUUUGUAAUUUAGGCUGGCCUUAACUACUCUACGUAGUCCAAGUUGGCCUCAGAGUAGCAGCAAUCCUCCUGCCUUAGUCUCCCAAUGCUAGGAUUACAGAUAGUAAAUUUUAGCAACAUCACUUCAACAUCCUUUCCUAUAAAAUGAGAGUAAUAAAAAUUAUCUCAUAAAUAGGUCACUGUAAAGAAUAUGACAUCUAAUGCCUGUUCAUAAAUGUUAGCUUGUUGUAUUCAGAAUCUUUACCUACCUAAUCACAACUACUCGUUGGAGAACCUUGCUAGACAAACAGCGCAAAUAAUGCAUUCCUUCCCCCACCCCCACCCAUACUGAAGAUCCAACCUAGAGCUUUUGCACUAUCAAGUAGAAGAGUUGAGGUUCCAACUCAGGUAGUACAGCUCCAGAAGUAAUGUCCUUUUCUAGCACUCUUGUACAGCCUCCACUUCUCAUAGUUUUUAAGUAGCAUACUUAGGCUUGUAUCUUUCCAAAUCUAGGGUACUUCAUAUGCAGAGAGAGAAUGCAGUAGGUCAUUUAAACAGAAUCCUAUUGAAGUGGAGACUACACUAGGCUGUCCAGCAUGCUAAAUUUGAGAAGAGAUCAUUAACAGAAGAGGACAUUGUUAAAUGCCCUGCAGGACAGAUCACAGAAUCUGACUAGAGUUCCAGCUUAGGUAAGGCACAGAGCUGGACUGGCUUGGAAUCUGUACAGUGGAGAGGGUUCCACUUUCCAGAGGUUUGGGUCUAGAAUAGGGAGAAAUACUAUUCCCCAAGUCCCUUGAGUUUUCUCACCUGAAGAUUCCUCAUUGUAUCAUCUUUGUCACAGUUGUCAAUAAGUAUUUCUGAUCUCAAAGGAAAAGCUAUGUUUUACUUAUCUUAUACUUCCCAAGUGGAACACAUACUAGGCCCUUAGUAAUUGUAAAUUGAAUGCAUAAAUCAGUCAACACACACAAACAUACUUGAAUCUCAAAGGGAUUUGAAAUUUACUUUUGUAUCACAGUGAACUAAAUUUUGUUUUUUUUGUUGUUUGUUUGUUUUGUUUUUUUUAGACAGAAGCUAAUAUAAUUCAGGCUAGCCUUCAAUUCACUAUUAGCCCAAGUUGGUCUUGAACUUGAUGGCAAUGCUCUUGUCUUGGCCUCCUGAGUGCUGGGAUUACAGGUGGGAGCUAGCAUACCUUGAUAAAACUGCAAAUAAUAUGCCUUUUAAAAACUGAAUUUAUAGCUGCACAUAGUGGUACACACCUGGAAUUCCAGUUACUCUAGAAACUGAAAGUUCUAGGCCAGCCUCAGCUAUUUCAAUGAAGCCCUGUUUCAAAAGAAAAUACAAAGGGUUGGGCUUGUAAUUCAGUGUUCCCUGGGUUCAGUCCCCAGUGUUGGCCAAAAGAUAGCAGUCAUAAUAAUUUAAUUUGUGGCUUAAUGAUAACUAUCCAUCCAUACUUGUUAAAAUGUUUACUAGUACAUUAUAUCUAACAAUUAUGAAGCUACAGUAGACUUCAGUGGCUCUAAGUAGAUGCCAUGUUCCCCCCAGUUAACAUUUGUUAGCAGCAGCAAAAUGUGUUACUCUACCUUUUAGUCAUGCCUGGAGGUAACUCAUAAAUAGAAGUUGGAAAUAAAUUUAAUCUGAAGUUCUGAAGAUAGUUUCAGUCUCUUGGGGCAUGCAAUUGAACAAGAAGCACAUUAAUAAGAGACAAGGUACAAUUUUAGUUCGUAUUUACAGGCAAGGAAUACACAGAAGUGGUUUGAUUUGGAGGUUUAACCUACCUUAUAAUAAACGGUUUGAGUUUCAAGAAAUGUUACAUUGAGGGAAGUAUCUGUGAAAUGAACGGGGUUAAAUGGAAAGUAAGAUCUACUGUAGUAAUUUCUGCUUAUGCAGCAUCAUCUUGUUGUCAAUUCCCUGGCUUUGUAGAGGACCACCUGUCUGAUGUGAAGUGAUGAGACUAACUUCUCUCCUCCUUUGUUGAAGUGAUUUGAAGACUCACCUGGUGCACUGGAAGGCUGGGCCAUCAUGACCCACCUGCUGGCCUCCGAAGUACAGCAACUUCUCCACAAUAAGUUUGUGGUCAUCCUGGGGGACUCCGUGCAGAGGGCCGUGUACAAGGACCUAGUGCUCUUACUGCAGAAAGACUGUCUGCUCACUCCCAGCCAGCUCAAGGCCAAGGGGGAGAUGAGCUUUGAACAGGACACACUGAUGACUGGAGGCCAGAAGGACUCCAUGCACAAUGGCACUCACUACCGCGAGGUGCGCCAGUUCUGCUCAGACCACCAUCUUGUACGUUUCUACUUCCUCACUCGUGUGUACUCCAAGUACCUGGAGACCGUUCUAAAGGAGCUGCAGGCUGGCGAACACACCCCUGAUGUGGUCGUCAUGAACUCCUGCCUCUGGGACAUCUCCAGGUAUGGCCGAAACUCCUGGAAGAAGUACCUGCAAAAUCUGGAGACCCUGUUUGAGCAUCUGCACCAGGUGCUGCCUGAAUCUUGCCUCCUGGUGUGGAACACAGCCAUGCCUGUGGGCAACAAAAUCACUGCGAGCUUUCUCCCUCAUAAAUGCUGGCCCUGGGAAGUCCCCUUGAAGCGCUAUGUCAUUGAAGCCAACUUUUACAGCUCUACUAAGGCUGUCAGCCAUGGCUUCGAUGUGUUAGACUUGCAUUUCCACUUCCGUCGUGCCAUGGGGGGCCUGCAGAUGGAUGGGGUGCACUGGAAUGAGCACACCCACCGUCAACUCUCCUGCCUACUCUUGGCCCAUGUGGCUGAUGCCUGGGGUGUGGAGCUGCCCCUGAAGGCCCCACUGGGCAUGCUAAGCCAAGGUGGCCCUGUCGAGGAACACCCUGGCCCAGGCAUCAAGAGGAGGCGCCUUUCUUAUUACCAAGAUGGAGCAGCCUCACCUCUGCUCCCAUCUUGGCCCCGGCCUCUACUUGCAACCCCACCCUUAACCUUGUCCCCACUCCUUCCCCUUCCCCAGCCGCCUCCACUCAUGCUCCAAUCAUCUCCUCCUAUUCCUGCUUAUCAGAGGACACCCCCACUCCCACUCCAUCCCCAAGAUCCCUAUUUUUCCUCAGACCAUGUUUUCCAAUCAGAUCAAUUCUCUUUCCAUUCAGACAUUCCCUCAUCUACACAGCCAGGAUUUACCUUCGAAAUGGACUUUAUGUUUGAUCCUCAGCCACCUAUGUCUGGCUUCCCCUCACCCUCUUACCAGCAGCGAGUCCCCGUGGUGUACAAAGGUUUCCCCAGGUAUCAAGUUGAGGGCCCAUACGUGCCCUGGAGAGGACAACACCCCUAUACACCCCAGAGAGGGCGACCCAGGCAAUCAAACAGACGGGGCCGAGUACAGGCCGCUGUAAACUGAACUCUGCUUUUUCCUCACGGGUACCACUGUGAGGUCUGUCUGGCUCUUUCCCUUGGCAUGACCUGUGGGGCCUGUGCCCCACCAACUUAAGCCCUUAAAGGCCAGAAACCCUUAGAGUCCAUACAUGUUUGCUCAUUGCUGUUUCCAAUAAAGACCAUAAGGGGAGCCUGACCCAUCCUUAUUGCCUAUUUUCUCUACCCUCAGAGGUGACCAAGCAUUAUUCCUGCUUCCCCAUUCUCUAUUUACUUUGCUUUUUUUAUAAAUACAAAAUUGAAAUACAGAAAUUGUUUCACAAAA